GUAUAGCUUCCUGGAUUAUCCAAAUUUUAAUAAUUUCUGUGGUUCUCCUUAAUUCUAAUGCAUACCCACUUCCCUCACUAGUCCACCAAACCAGUAAGCUCUAUAUCUUUGUAAUCCUUGACCACUGAAGUCAUUCCUCACAGCUUCAGCCAUGAAUGACACAGUGGAUAAGCUGGUUAUCUUCUUAGCAAAGAGAGAUGGCAUAGACAAGCUGGUCAAGACUUUCCAGUAUGUCUCUAAGCUUGUUCAUUGGCAUGUUGAGACUACCCAUCCAGAUAUAGCUCAAAGAUUCAGGAAAUGGGAGGUAUCAUCUGGACUUAGUCGUAAAGCUUUUCGAACAGGUCGUUUCCUCACUGGCUUCAAUGCCCUCCGGCGAAACCCAGGCUCCACCUCAGCCUUCCGUUUCCUUGCUGUUCUUUCUAAUGCUGGAGAGAUGGUCUACUUCUUCUUCGAUCACUUCCUAUGGUUGUCGAGAAUUGGAGUCAUAGAUGCAGUUCUAGCAACAAAGAUGAGCUUCAUUUCAGCCUUUGGUGAGUCCUUGGGUUAUGUAUUCUUCAUCAUUUCUGACUUCAUUAUCAUCAAAAAGGGAAUUGAGGCACAGAGGAGGCUCCUUCUGCAGUCACCAGAGUCAAAAGAAGGAAGCACUCCAGAGAAAGAUAUGGAAAUUCUGAGGAAGAUUAGAGCUGAUAGGGUGAUGAGGUUGAUGGCUGUGGCUGCCAAUGUUGCUGAUCUAAUUAUUGCAUUGGCAGAUAUUGAGCCUAAUCCAUUCUGCAACCAUGUGGUCACACUGGGUAUUAGUGGGUUAGUCUCUGCAUGGGCUGGUUGGUAUAGAAACUGGCCUUCAUGAAGUAACCCAUUGGUCUUGACAUGAUGAGGUGAGGGACUGAGGCUGAAGGGAAGUAAUCUGAAGCAUCUACCAAAGCAAUUGUUGUUUUUUGUACUAUUGAUUCCAUGGUAAUUCAGCUUGUAAGAAACUACUUGUAAUACACAUUAAAUACGCAUCUGAUAGUUACACUUCUGAGGACUAAACUUAACUUUUGUAUGUGUUCAUUGUCUA
Macadamia integrifolia is the source of this 1057-nucleotide messenger RNA. Its product is annotated as peroxisomal membrane protein 11B-like. The record is from RefSeq and is a predicted model, not a curated record. Bases 152 to 847 code for a protein of 231 amino acids. Gene Ontology annotation, biological process: peroxisome fission; regulation of peroxisome size. Gene Ontology annotation, cellular component: peroxisomal membrane. The transcript has a single exon. NCBI's taxonomy places the organism in Eukaryota, Viridiplantae, Streptophyta, Magnoliopsida, Proteales, Proteaceae.